This is a messenger RNA of Effrenium voratum, 381 nucleotides long. Lineage: Eukaryota; Dinophyceae; Suessiales; Symbiodiniaceae. The record is from the annotation of a GenBank genome assembly.
AUGCCUUUUGCUGAUGAGAGCCAGAUCGGAUCCAUGAACUUCGCCCGCCCUGUGCGCGGGGAUCCGCGGGUGAGGGCUGUGGGCUUGGUGGUCUGCGUCGGCUUCCUGGUGGCGUUGCUCCGGGGGGGCCACUUGGCGCACCUCGCGCUGGGCGUGGUGGUGCUGCUCACCUUGGCCUCGAGUGCGAGUCGGCGCUUACGGCCGCAGAGGUCCAAGGUGCACUUCAGCCCUCAGGUGGAGUGCAUGGGCGUGCCCAAUCUGCUGAUCGUGGAGGAGCAGCGGAAGGCGCAGCUCUGGUGGCAACCGGAGGACUUCGCGGAUUUCUUGAAGGUGCGGUUGGAGAUCGCCAAGGCCUACAAGGACACCGCCCAUGUUGGGUGA